AGUUCAGUGCAGGUCACAUUUGAAGAGAGUCCUCAGUUGCCACCAGCCGCAAAUAUAAGUCGGGUGACGUGCAAGGAGCAGUCGGACCACCGCAUGGUGCUACACUGCCAUCUGUCAGCUGAAGUUGUGAAGUUCCCCGUUUCUGUUACUCAGCAGUCCCCAGCCGCCGUUUCUGUGGACACCUACCAUGUCACUUUGGCUGCACUGCAGACUCAGGUGGAGAUCCACUUGGAGGAGAUACAGAACGAAGGUCUCCUAGUGUCGUGGAUGUUCGAGGGCAGACCGAACUUAAACCUUUCGGUUCUUCCAAGACUUCAGCCUCGUGAGAAGAAAGAAGGGAGAGCGGAUUUGUCCACCAUAAAGGAUCUGGUCGAAGAUACCAUUGUCAGCACGCAGCCGGCCAUGAUGGUGAAUCUGAAGGCCUGCACCGCUGGAGCCGGUGCGGUACUCGGCAAUAAGUUGACUCGAGAGUCCCCAUCCAGAGCAGCAGCAGCCCCUCUGUCUUCUAAGCUGUUGCUCCGGAAUCUUCGAGUGCUGAACUUGGGCUGCCAGGGGAAGAGAGGAAUCGGGGAGAUACGCUGCGUGGCAGAGCUGGACAGCCCCCUGCAGCAGAAACGGAGGAGUACAGCCGACAGUGCCGGUGCCGUGGCAGAGAUGGAGUGGAAUGAGGAGCUCUUUCUGGAGUUGGGGCCUAGAAGCAAAGAGCUAAAGCUACAGGUGCUGGGGAGCAGUGAUGGAGGGGCAAAUGUGCUCCUGGCACAUACCACGCUUUCACUUGAUUCUUUGGGCAAACAAGUGUCUGGGAGACAGGUCUGCUCGCUGGCCCCGGGAGCGGGAAAGUCAAUGGCGGCAGAACCUACCAUUAUGCUUGAGCUGCUGUUCCAAGAGUCUCCUGCAUCUCUGAAUGCUCAGCAUGCCACAUCUCUGCGAACCAGCAUCACCCCCACUAAGAAGGUCGAGAUGGACCGGACCAUCAUGCCCGACGGCACCAUCGUGACCACCGUCACCACGAUUCAGUCCCGGCCCAAGGCGGACUGCAAACUGGAUUCGCCAUCGAGGUCACCUUCCAAGGUGGAAGUGACUGAAAAGAAGACAACGGUGCUUUUGGAGAGCGGCUGCCUUCACGGCCCCUUGCCCGGCAGUAGCGGGGAUAGCCACCUGCCUAACGGCUUGGAUCCGGUGGCUGAGACGGCGAUCAGGCAGCUAACCGAGACGAAUAACAAGCCUGCCAAGAAGACUCCAACAAAGCGUAGCACGCUGAUCAUCUCGGGAGUUUCCAAGGUGCCUAUCGCUCAAGAUGAAAUGGCGCUUUCCCUGGGUUACGCCGCAUCCCUGGAGGCCACGGCGUACGGGGAUUCCGCGGCAGAGGGCGCAACUGACCGGAUGUGCGAUUCUGCCCAGUCGUCGCAGCUGCCAGAGGCGUCGCCGUCAGGACAGAGGGCCAGUCAGGAGCUGGACGACGCAACGCGAUCGGACAUCUCUGAGAGACCGUCGGUGGAAGACGUUGAGUCUGAAACUGGCUCCACGGGAGCCUUGGAGACCAGGAGCUUGAAAGAUCACAAAGUUAGCUUUCUUCGGAGUGGUACCAAGCUCAUUUUCCGGCGAAGAAGCAAGCAGAAGGAAGUGGGCCUGAGCCAGUCCCACGAUGACUUGUCCAACGUCACUGCCAACUCAGCUGCCAGGAAAAAAGCCGGCAGCUUCUCCCGACGCCUCAUCAAACGCUUCUCCUUCAAGUCUAAAUCCAAACCCAAGGCUAGCGACGGCAUGACAGCAGGUGAAAACUGA
Messenger RNA from Apaloderma vittatum (bar-tailed trogon), 1785 nucleotides. It is a transcript of the gene C2CD2L, whose product is annotated as C2CD2-like. Lineage: Eukaryota; Metazoa; Chordata; Aves; Trogoniformes; Trogonidae. Gene Ontology annotation, cellular component: cytoplasmic side of apical plasma membrane. The record is from RefSeq and is a predicted model, not a curated record. Gene Ontology annotation, biological process: positive regulation of insulin secretion involved in cellular response to glucose stimulus. Gene Ontology annotation, molecular function: phosphatidylinositol binding; phosphatidylinositol transfer activity.